CGGCACGCCGCUGGCCGUGGGCGGAGCGGGAGAGGCGGGCAAGGCGGGCGGCGGCUGUUGAAGACGCUGGGCCCGUGCGGUGUCGGGGCUGCAGGAAGACGCACAGAGUUUGUUUGAGCGAGACCAGGAUGGAAGAGCCCAGUGGGGACCUUCCCAUGCGGAGAGACGCCAUCCUCUCCGAGUCGUGCUGUGAUCACCUCACCGUGACAAACCUGGUGGAAGUGCUGAGAUCUUUGGUGGCUUUAACUGACCCUCAGGAGGGGAAGCUGACUCAGUCUCAAGAGAAAUUUUUAUGCUCCUUUGUAUUUUAGGCACUAAACUUGCUGGGCAUUUGGAAAACUGUAUUUGCAGCUGUUCCUGCGCCUACAUCAAAGACCUCAGUGGAGUAACAGCUCGAAGAUGGGAGACCAGGAGGCAGGUGAACCCUUUCUGGGGAUAGUGGCUGGUGGUGCCAGAGACUACGAAGGAGCUCUGCCCUCAGACACGGUGUCGCUCAGCGAUUCUGACUCUGAUGAUCUAGGGUUAACGGGUGAAGCAGAAGUUGAUACAGUAUCUCCUGAUGAGCCAUCUGUAGAUGAUGGGGAUUACAGAUCAGGGGAGACCCCUGACUCUUCAAACAGCAGUCACAGUUCUCCAGUCCAGCCGUUCCAUCUGAGGGGCAUGAGUUCUACAUUCUCUCUCCGUAGCCAGAGCAUUUUUGAUUGCCUGGAAGAGGCAGCCAAGUUGUCUGUGCCAUCAAUGCCUGAAGAUAAUGUUGUUGAUGGGAGGUUUAAGCGUCCAUUGCCUCCAACCACAGUUUCAGGUAACAUGGUUCCAGAAAACAUGGGAAAGCAAGCCAGACCAGUGCUGGCUCCCAAAACCUCUCCUGCAGUGCCUGACUAUGUGGCACACCCAGAGCGCUGGACCAAAUACAGCCUAGAGGGAGUUUCAGAGUCUAGUGACAAGACUAACAGGGCAGUGGCCAUGGAAUUUCUAGAGGGUUUGAAGAAAAGAGGGGAGGAACAAAGCUCAGCUACCCAAGAUAGCUACACCCCGUACUUCAACCAGGACCCUUCCAGCUGCGGAGCUGGGAGGAUUGUCUUCACCAAACCAACUAAAAGAGGGGUUGAUGGACUUGAAAAGAAAAGAUCAACAGGGGAGGAUCAUAAGAAGCAGAUGAAGACAGAUGUGAAAGGAAAAUCUCUUAAGAAGACUGAUGACUUGAGGGAAGAAGAUAAGGUAGAGCUGGGCCACUUAGACAGUGACAGUGGAAAGGCAACAGAGGAGGAGGAGUGCAUGAUGGAAGGGAACCAGAAUAAAGAUAAGCUGAGUACAAGGUUUAGUGGUGCAGCUGAAGAGCCAUCAGUGGAAACAGUUGGAUUCCACUGCAGUAAGAAAAAGAAUAGGAAAAAUUUCCGACCUAAAGUAGACGACGAAGGGGAGGAGGAAGAGUCCUGAAGGAUGAAGCACAUUAGAGGCAUCCAAGGACUUGUAUUGUCUUGUUCAUAUUUUUCCCUUUCUUUCUUUUCUGUUCUGAAAACCAUGUGAUAACUUUUUGUCCAACGAUUUGUGUCAUAGCCACCAAGAACAUUUUAUAUUGUUAGAAAUUAAGCUACCUAAAAUUAACUCCAGGCUUUUUGUUCAGGAGAAGUCUGUGGGUGUAGGAUAGUUGCACCCUAGCAGGAGAGAAUAAGGUAUGCUUUGUUUGCUUUCACAGCUCCCUCAGGCUUGAUCUGGAGCUGAAGUAUCCAAAGAAAAAGAAGUGUUAGCUAAAAGGCUGCAAGUCUUCCUAGUAACUCCCAAUUUUAAGAGUUGUUCCCAAACCCUGUGGAAUCCUGGGAAAAGGUGAUGAGCUCAUUAUGUAGAGAUUUUUAAACAGUGAAAAUAAAACUUAGUCUUCUACAAGGCGUGGUUUCUCCUGGCCCUGUCCCAGGGAAGAAAACCUUUUUUAAAAACAUCCUUCUCUCAUUGCCAUUGGAAGCACAACAGUACCCAAUUAUAUUAUGAUUAUAUGAUUAUCCUUGAUCUGCACAUUUGUAUGUUCUUUCCAGGAGGAGCUGCUUCCACACUGAUUCUGUGUGUGGAUUGGGGUAUUUGCGGGAAUGAGAUAUUUGUACCAGAACUGGAUACUUUUUUGUUCUAUGUGAUGCAAUAAACUUCUGGUUGUAGUUUGAUUUCUUCAUCUCUGAACCAUGUUGAGUAAUGCAGCAGUCGAAGUUUUAACAAACACUCCGUUUAUUUGAUUUGAGAAUUGUCUGGAAAACCUUUUAGAGUGUUACUCUAAGUUUACCAUCUUGUUAACUUCUCCAUCAAGUCCUGUAGAUUCUAAAAUUCACAUUUUUAACAUUUUCAAUCAUCUUACAAUUUAUAAUCCCCACAUGGGAUGAAUCAUCUCAUACAGUGAUUCACAUUGUAAGGAAUAUCAAAUAUAGUAGUUUUAUGUGCAAUGUAGCAAAUUUAAUAAAUAAGGUUGAAAGAUUAAA
Molecule: messenger RNA, 2462 nt
Organism: Myiozetetes cayanensis
Lineage: Eukaryota; Metazoa; Chordata; Aves; Passeriformes; Tyrannidae
Gene: TSSC4
Product: tumor suppressing subtransferable candidate 4
Exons: 4
Coding region: 400-1437 (345 amino acids)
Source: RefSeq, a predicted model, not a curated record